UGUUCAGAGUGUUUGCGCUCGUGCUCAGAGCUCAAGGCACGUUCAUGGACGCAGGACGUUGCUGGAAUAUUUAAUCGCGGCUUUACAACUAAAUAACUUGCAAAAAAACAAAAACAAUUUUGUGCUCUCUGUUCGCUUUCAAUUGAACGUUUUUGUUCUUGAAUAAUCUAAUCUUCUUCAGGCAGGUCAGCCUGCUGAUGCGUGUUCACCUGAUGGAAUAGCGCGCGUUCCCGUGUCCAGUGAUUAAUUAAUAAUUAAUUAAUAAAUUAGUUACGCACUUCUCAACGCCGCAAUGUUGGACUCCUCCGUCAUGAAUAAGAUCGGAAUGGUGACUAAUAUCCACACAAGAAUCCGCACAGAACCUUUUAAGAACAACUACGACCUGGUCGGUAAAGAACUCGGCAGAGGGAAGUUUGCUGUGGUGAAAAAGUGUGUGGAGAAGGCCACACGGAACGAAUACGCUGCCAAGUUCCUCCGCAAAAGGCGGAAGGGUCAGGACUGCCGAGCUGACAUCCUGAAUGAGAUCGCCGUGCUCGAAGCGGCCAAAGCCAACCCUUACGUGGUCGGGCUGCACGAGGUGUACGAGACCAGCUCUGAGAUCAUCCUGGUGCUUGAAUGUGCUGCCGGAGGAGAAAUCUUCGAUCAGUGCGUCGCCGAUAACGACGAGGCCUUUACGGAGAAAGACGUGAUCCGGUUGGCCCGGCAGAUUCUAACCGGAGUGGCUUUCCUUCAUCGCAACAACGUCGUUCACUUGGACCUAAAGCCUCAGAACAUUCUGCUCACCAGCGCUCAGCCGCUCGGGGACAUCAGGAUCGUAGAUUUUGGUCUGUCUCGACACGUGGACAACAAGUCAGAAGUGCGUGAGAUCUUGGGAACUCCAGAGUAUGUAGCUCCUGAGAUUCUGAGCUACGAGCCAGUGACCACAGCUACAGACAUGUGGAGCAUCGGCGUGUUGACGUACGUGAUGUUGACGGGCGUGUCUCCUUUCCUGGGCGAGGAAAAGCAGGAGACGUACCUGAACAUCUCCCAAGGAAACGUGGACUACACAGAUGAUGUCUUCCAUGGGAUCUCGAGCCUCGCCGUGGACUUCAUCCAAUCGCUGCUCCAGCUAGACCCCAGAAAUCGCUCCACAGCAGACGAGUGCCUGGGUCACCCCUGGUUAAACACGGACUCCAACAGCCACAUCGCUACCACCAUCACCUCCACAUCCACCUCCACCUCCACCUGCACAGCCGACGAGCAGGAAACCAGCCAAUCAGAAUCCGAGCCCGAGAGCCCCGAUUCGCUUCCCGACAUCCCGCUGUAUCCCAUGUGCCCAGGACAAGGGGAACUGAAAACGGGCCGAGACACUUUCACUUUUACAGAGUCGUUCCCGAGUCGGCCUGAAAUGCAGCAGGAGCUGAUCUGUUAGUGACAGCCACAACGUCCAAUCAGACGGGAGCUCGGUUUGUCAGCGGCGUUAAGAGAAGGCACUGGUGUGAAGUGUGAGCUGGUUUGCUCAGGUGAUUUCGGCCCUGGUCGUGUGUGACUUUUUUAGGUGUGCCCUUGUGACUAGAAAGAUGUGCCCUUUAAUAAGACACCUAUAAUAAUUGCAAAUUGUUAAUAAUUUUUUAAAUAAUAAUAAUAAUCAAAUUUAAAAGCAAGUUUCUCACCAUACAAACACAAAAGCACAUCAGUGUAAGUAGAUGCUUCUGUGGUUACUGAGUCUGCUGGUCGGAAUUGAAUCUUGGGUAAUUCUUACCCGAAGAGCUGAACUCUGAACACCAAUGAAAGCUCGUGAGCGCAGAGACGGCGGAAAGACGUUCGGCGCUCCGUCUGCACUUACAAGGUCACCGAGGUGCGAGACCGGAGAGAGUCCUCGCCAUCGGAUCUUUGAUCAGAUCUUUCUCUUGGCGCGCUUCAAACUUUAGCUUGUGUUUUUUUUUACAUUUUUUUCCCCUAGCACUUUCUGAAAUAUAAAUAAAUAAUUAAAAUGGCAAAUGUGUCAAAGACUUUGGUGUAGAUAAGCACAGUUUAGAGUUUCGAGUUAAUGUCCACACGUGUACGUGUACGUGUCCAUCACUCCAUCACUGUAACCACUGUGUAGAUCACCGUCUCCACCAUGUGCCACAAACACCCACUUUUUCCUUCCUAUAGAUUUAAAGAAGGUUUUGCUGUGGUUGCACAAGUUUUAUGUAUAGUCCUUCACAUUAACAGGCUCUUAUUGUCUUCUUUUCUUUUUUAUGUAAAAUUUUCAUGCUCUUUAAAGAGAAAAAUCGGCAUUCUCACAAAAUGCGGUUACUUCAUCUGUAAAAUAACUGUCUGUCUGUGUGUCCGGGUGGGGAAGCGUUCGGGUUUCGGUUUAAUUUAGCGACUCGACGCUCAUUGGAUAAUUCAGAAAACGUCUGGGGUUCAUGUGAGUUAAAUCCAUUUUGUUUGUUUUAAGAAAGAAUAUUGUGUAAAGUAUUUUUCUAUUUUCCAUUUGUAUUUGAAAAUAUUGAGUAUGUAAGAAAAUAUAAAGAUUGUCUUAAUUUAGAAUUUUAUGUAUGCUUAUGGCAAGUUUGCACUUGUGUCCACUGGACCAUCUCUCGAUGAGUUCGAUGUUAUUGGCAUUGCUGGCAAAGUAUUGAAGAAUAAUAAAUGUACAUUUUUGUA
This is a messenger RNA of Tachysurus fulvidraco (yellow catfish), 2634 nucleotides long. It is a transcript of the gene stk17al, whose product is annotated as serine/threonine kinase 17a like. Gene Ontology annotation, cellular component: nucleus. Gene Ontology annotation, molecular function: protein serine/threonine kinase activity; ATP binding. The transcript has 7 exons. Gene Ontology annotation, biological process: protein phosphorylation; positive regulation of apoptotic process; intracellular signal transduction. The coding region runs from base 293 to 1411 and encodes 372 amino acids. Lineage: Eukaryota; Metazoa; Chordata; Actinopteri; Siluriformes; Bagridae. The record is from RefSeq and is a predicted model, not a curated record.